AAAUUUCAUUCUCUUGGACUGUGGAUGUGGAACUAUUAUUAAUAUAUUGCUGAUAUUUUUCUUCAGUAAAACUGGAACAAUGUGAUUUCGGUUUUUCUUUUCUUCGCUGCAUUCUCUAUAGCUAUUAAAAUCAUCAUUAGAGGUCCUGUCGCUGUGCCCACCCACAACAGAAGGAUUUCAGGGAGGGACUUUGCCUUUCAACAUUUAACCAGUGAGCAGCCUGACCCCGGCGAGACAGAGGGCUUUUCAAAACCUGGAAUUAACCCGAACAGAAAUGCACCCAGAUCACUCACAUUUCAAUCAGUGGCGUAGAGAAAAUCAAAAGAUUUUUUUUUUUUUUAAUAAUGGAUGUGUCUGGUUUUGAUACGCUGCACGGAUCUUUUGAAGAGGUCUUCACCACUCAGUCAGCCGGAUCAGGGUUUUGAUAAAUGUGAGAGGAAAUAAGUCGGAGGUGGUUAUAUCAGAGACUUGGUUGAUGUGGAUGGACAGGCCAGGGGGGCAUAUGCGACACUGUGGGAGCUCCGCUGGAAUUAUUUACCGCAUCCUUGUGGGAUUUAUCUGCCUCAAGAUUCCGCUUCUUGAUCGGAUGAAAUAAAAAGAAGAAUGCAUGGAAUAAACCAGCGCUGUAUUUAUAUAUCAUUUCAUUUUUUCGUGCUGUGGUGCCAUGCUCAGGGGGAGAAUCACCCGUCUCCUAAUUUUAACCAGUAUGUGAGGACGCAGGGCGCAGUGACGGACCAGCUCAGCCGCAGGCAGGUCAGGGUCUACCAGCUCUACAGCCGCACCAGCGGGAAACACGUCCAGAUUCAGGGCAAAAGGGUCACUGCCACAGCCGAGGAUGGAAAUAUGUACGCUCGUCUUUUUGUUGAGACGGAUACCUUUGGCAGUCGAGUGAGGAUAAGGGGCGCUGAGAGUGGGCGCUACCUCUGCAUGAACCGGAAGGGGAAACUUGUUGGAAAGCCCAAUGGCCGGAGCAGGGAUUGUAUCUUCACAGAGAAAGUACUGGAGAACAAUUACACAGCCUUUCAGAAUGCCAAGUAUGAGGGCUGGUAUGUGGCUUUCACCAGAAAAGGGAGGCCCAUCAAAGCCUCCAGGACAAGGGAGAACCAGAGAGAGGUCCAUUUCAUCAAGAGGCUACAUACAGGCCCGCCUCCCUUCCCCAACACGGACCAAAGCAAACACUUUGAGUUCAUCCGAUUUCCGUCCACACGUCGAGCGAAGCGGAACAGGAAAUCACGUACCUCUUCCUAACACGCAGCAAAAGAAACGGACUGAUGACAGUUGUGAUAUAGGAAGAAACAGAUUUUAUUUUUGUAUAUUUUGGUAGGUAAAGAUGCUUAAAAUGUCAUAAAUCUAAAGUAAUAUUGCUGUAAAAUGAGCAUGUGUAAAUACUGAAAGCGAGUAAAGAAGACGGAUUAUA
This is a messenger RNA of Scatophagus argus, 1417 nucleotides long. It is a transcript of the gene fgf17, whose product is annotated as fibroblast growth factor 17. Gene Ontology annotation, cellular component: cytoplasm. The transcript is spliced from 5 exons. Lineage: Eukaryota; Metazoa; Chordata; Actinopteri; Scatophagidae. Gene Ontology annotation, biological process: positive regulation of protein phosphorylation; positive regulation of gene expression; animal organ morphogenesis. Gene Ontology annotation, molecular function: type 2 fibroblast growth factor receptor binding; type 1 fibroblast growth factor receptor binding; growth factor activity. The record is from RefSeq and is a predicted model, not a curated record. The coding region runs from base 604 to 1248 and encodes 214 amino acids.